Molecule: messenger RNA, 906 nt
Organism: Mesitornis unicolor (brown roatelo)
Lineage: Eukaryota; Metazoa; Chordata; Aves; Mesitornithiformes; Mesitornithidae
Gene: DFFA
Product: DNA fragmentation factor, 45kDa, alpha polypeptide
Exons: 6
Coding region: 1-906 (301 amino acids)
Biological process (GO): regulation of apoptotic process; apoptotic process
Source: RefSeq, a predicted model, not a curated record
AUGGCGGGGCUGGGCCCGAUCCGUGCGGCGGAACGGACAGAAGGAGAGCAGGGUUACCCCCCGGCUAGUGGCAUUCUGGCUAUCGACAAGGCCAGGGAGCCCAUCACCUUAGUACUGGCAGAAGACGGCACCAUUGUGGAUGAUGAAGAUUACUUUUUGUGUCUGCCAGCUAACACCAAAUUUGUGGCACUGGCCAAGAAUGAGAAGUGGUCCAGCAAAAGCUUAGAUAGUGGAACAGCCUGGCCCUCUGAGUCUGCAGAUGAAGUGGACAGUGGUGCAGAGAAGUGGAAGCAGCUGGCCAGGCAGCUGAAGGAUGACCUGUCUAAUAUCAUCUUGAUGUCUGAAGAAGACCUCCAGGUGCUUAUUGACGUACCACGUUCAGACCUGGCAGAAGAACUUGCCCAAAGUCAAACCAAAGUCCAGGUAUUGCAGGAAACCCUGCAGCAGGUGUUAGACAGGCGAGAAGAAGAACGCCAGUCAAGACAGCUCCUGGAACUCUACCUAGAGGCCUUGAAAAAUGAAGACAGCAUCUUAAGCAAAGUAGCAGAAUCUGAGACUGUGCCAAGAAAGGAGAUGGAUGUGGUUGACACAGGUACCAGUAGUACCGGCACUUCAGCCAAAACAGCGCUCAGUGACCAGAUCCUUGCUGCUCUGAAAGAGAAACCUGCUCCAGAGCUCUGCCUGGACAGUCAGGAUCUAGAGCUGGUCUUGAAAGAAGACACACAAGCCCUGGCCUCGGCUCUAAGAUGGGACACACAGAAAGCUGAAGCUCUGCAGCAAGCCUGUGACCAGGAGCUCUCCAAGCGUCUACAACAAGUGCAGACUUUGCAUUCUCUAAGGAGCACAUCAAAGGGCAAGAAAAUGCUACCCUGCGGAGACUGGCCCAGUUCAAAACGCAAAAAAUAA